GCUGCGGGGCGGGGCCGCCUGUCAAUCGCUGUCAGUCGGUGUCGGGGCGGCGGCGGCGGCGGUGGGUCCCCCCAUGGCAGCGGCGGGGCCCGCGGCGGCCGCGGCUCCCGCUCGGCUCCCAGCGGCGGUGGCGGCCGGGAGAAGCCGCGGGCCCCCCCCUCGGAGGCAGCCGGUGGUCGCUAUGGCAGCGUCUCGCAGGUGAAGCCCCAAAAUCGCCACAUUCGGCCCCACCAUGGCGUCUCCGGCCGCCAGCCCCGACUCGUCCGUCCCCUCGGGUCCGACGUCCGACUCGGAAAACCUGAGUCCCGAUGAACUGGAGCUACUGGCCAAACUGGAGGAGCAGAACCGGCUGCUGGAGGCCGACUCCAAGUCGAUGCGGUCGGUGAACGGCUCGCGCCGCAACAGCGGCUCCUCGCUGGUGUCCAGCUCCUCGGCCUCAUCCAACCUCGGCCACCUGGAGGAGGACACCUGGAUCCUCUGGGGCCGCGUCGUCAACGAGUGGGACGAGUGGCGCAAGAAGAAGGAAAAGCUGCUUAAAGAGCUCAUCCGCAAAGGGAUCCCCCACCACUUCCGCGCCAUCGUGUGGCAGCUGCUGUGCAGCGCCACCGACAUGCCCGUCAAAAACCAAUACUCCGAGCUGCUCAAGAUGUCGUCGCCCUGCGAGAAGCUGAUCCGGCGCGACAUCGCCCGCACUUACCCCGAGCACGAGUUCUUCAAGGGCCAGGACAGCCUGGGCCAGGAGGUUCUUUUCAACGUCAUGAAGGCCUAUUCGCUGGUCGACCGGGAGGUCGGGUACUGCCAGGGCAGCGCCUUCAUCGUGGGGCUGCUGCUCAUGCAGAUGCCCGAGGAAGAGGCGUUCUGCGUGUUCGUGCGGCUGAUGCAGGAGUAUCGCUUGCGGGAGCUCUUCAAACCCAGCAUGGCCGAGCUGGGGCUCUGCAUCUACCAGUUCGAGUACCUGCUGCAGGAACAGCUGCCAGAGCUGAACGUCCACUUCCGCUCACAGAGCUUCCUCACCUCCAUGUACGCGUCCUCCUGGUUCCUCACCCUCUUCCUCACCACCUUCCCGCUCCCCGUGGCCACGCGCGUCUUCGACAUCUUCAUGUACGAGGGGCUGGAGAUCGUGUUCCGCGUAGGGUUGGCUCUGCUGCAGUUCAACCAGGCCGAGCUCAUCCAGCUGGACAUGGAGGGGAUGUCCCAGUUCUUCCAGAAGGUGAUUCCGCACCAGUUUGACAGCUGCCCGGACAAGCUCAUCCUCAAGGCCUCGCAGGUCAAGUUCAACGCCAAGAAGAUGAAAAGGCUGGAGAAGGAGUACGCGGCCAUCAAGAACAAGGAGAUGGAAGAGCAGAUUGAGAUCAAGCGGCUCCGCACCGAGAACCGGCUGCUCAAGCAGCGAAUCGAGACCCUGGAGAAGGAGAGCGCGGCCCUGGCCGACCGCCUCAUCCAGGGCCAGGUGACACGCGCGCAGGAGGCCGAGCAGAACGACGUGAUCCGGCGGGAGCUGGCGGUGGCCAAGCAGAAGUGCAGCUCGGCCACCCAGAACCUGCAGCGCGCACAGAGCACCAUCCGCCAGCUGCAGGGACAGCAGGGUGACGCGGAGCUGGUGUCGCGGCUGCAGUCGGAGCUGCAGCGCUCGCGGCUGCGGGAGAGCGAGAGCCGGGGGCAGCUGCGGCAGCUCCAGCACCGCCUGGGGCUGCUCGAGAAGCAGAGCACGCUGCCCGGGGAGGCUCCGCUGCUGCGGCUGCAGGAGGAGCUGCAGGCGCUGGGGCUGCGCGAGGCCGAGGCCGCCCAGUCGCUGGCGCAGCUGCAGCAGCAGCUCAGGGACCUCAGUGACACCUGGCAGGACGUCACCGAGCUGCGGGACGUCCCGGCGCUUCAGGGGGACCCGGCGCUGCAGGACGUCACCGAGCUGCAGGAUGUCACGGCGCUGCGGGACGUCACCGCGCUGCAGCGGGCGCUCGUGGCCGCGCGGCUGCGGGAGGCGCAGGCCCAGGGGCAGCUGCGGGGGCUGCGCGUGCGGCUGCUGCAGCUGGAGACACAGGGUCACCUCCUGCAGGAGCAGCUGCGGGUGACGGUGACACAGGUCACCUCCUGCAGGAGCAGCUGCGGGGUGACGGUGACACAGGCGCAGGGGCUGCAGGCGCAGCUCAGUGAGAGCCACCGCAAACACGCCGAGGCCCAGUGCAAGAGCAAGGAGGAGGUCCUGGCCGUGCGGCUGCGUGAGGCCGAGAGUCUGGCGGCCGUGGCCGAACUGCGGCAGAGAGUGGCCGAGCUGGAGAUCCAGCGUGAGGAGGGGCUGCUCCAGGGCCAGCUCGACCACUCGGACGCCGCCCAGUACAUCCGGCAGCUCAAGGGCCACAUCGAGGAGCUCAAGGCCGAGAUCCGGCUGCUGCGGGGCCCCCUGCCCUUUGGGGCGGUGGCCUUGGGGACACGGCUUGGGGACGAGGACUCGCUGGGCUCCUCGGAUGACGAGCUGCCGCCCUUCGCCCACGGGGACAUCAGGACCUCGGGGACAUGGGGGACAUUGGUGACAGCAGCGACAGCGAGGCUGAGGGGACACCUGCAGCACCGUGACCCUUGGGGACACCGGAGACAUCAAGACCAAGGGGAUGUCAAAGACAUCGGGGACAUCAAGACUGAGGGGACACGCAGCACCAUGACCCUUGGGGACAUCAGGGGACAGCGAGGUUGAGAGACAUCGGGGACAGUGAAACUGAGAGGACACCUGCAGCACCGUGACCCUUGGGGGACAUCAGGGGACAGCAAGACUGAGGGGACACCUGUGGCACCGUGACCCUUGGGGACAUCGGGGGACAGCAGCCACCAGCAAGACCAAGGGGACAUCAGGGGACAGCGGUGACAGCCCAAGGGGCCACCACUGACCCAUGGGGGACCUGCCAGCCCUAUGACAACCAGGGGACAACCUGGGGACACUGAGGGGACACCCAGGGGACAUUCAGAGGGCACUGAGGGACAUGAGGGGACACUGAGGACACCCACAGCUCCCAGGGGACAUUAGGGGACACCCACAGACCCCGGGGGACCCUGAGGACCCUCAGGGGUCAUGAGGGGACACUGAGGGUCACCCAAGGUCAAGGUCACAGCUCUGGGUCUGCCCCAAGCGCUGGAUCGAUCCCCAGAGGAUCCCGGGACCCGCUGGAUCCCAAACAGCUGCAUCGAUCCCAUGGGGGGGUCCCAAGGACCCCCUGGAUCCCUGUGAUGGAUCCUGAACCCCUGGGGGACCCUGAGUGCCACUGGAUCCCAAACAGCUGCCUCGAUCCCACUGGGGAUCUCUGGGCCCCACUGGAUCCCUGAGAUGGAUCCCGCAGCCCCCGUGGAUCCCAUUGACCAACUGGAUCCCAGAGACGGAUCCUGCACCCCCUGUGGGGUUCCAGGGAUCUACUGGGUCCCUGAUGUGGAUUCAUGCGCCCCAGGGGAUCCCAGUGACCCUCCGGAUCCCUGGGCUGGAUCCUGCACCCCCAGGGGAUCCCAAGGACCCAGCAGAUCCAAAAAGGGUGGAUCCGGCACCCCUGUGCAUCCUGAGACCUGCUGGAUCUCCCGGAGAUCAAUCCUGUAGGGGAUUCCAAGAGCCACUGGAUCCCAAACAACUGCAUUGAUCCCACGGGGGAUCUCCAGGCCCCACUGGAUCCCUGUGGUGGGUCCUGCACCUGGGGGGACCCCAUGGGCCCACUGGAUCCCUGUGAUGGAUCCUGUACCGGGGGGGGGAUCCCACGGGCCCACUGGAUCCCUGUGAUGGAUCCUGUACCAGGGGGGAUCCCAGGGUCCCACUGGAUCCCUGUGAUGGAUCCUGUACCAGGGGGGAUCCCACGGGCCCACUGGAUCCCUGUGAUGGAUCCUGUACCAGGGGGGAUCCCAAGGGCCCACUGGAUCCCUGUGAUGGAUCCUAUACUGGGGGAGAUCCCAAGGCCCAAGCAGAUCCCAAAGGGCGGAUUCUUCACCCCCGUGGAUCCCGAGCCCCAGUGGAUCCCUGAGCAGUGGAUUCUGCACCCCCCAGGGGACCCCAAGAUCCCCCCGGAUCCCAAACAGCCGCAUCCACCCCCUGGGGAGGCCCAGGAAGCCACUGGAUCCCUGAGCGGUGGAUCCUGCCUCCCUGGAUGCCCCCGAUCCCCACAGAGGGGCCCGAUCCUGGGCGUUUGGGGGGGGUCCUGACACUGGGAGUGGAUCCCAAACACCCCCCCCCCCCCCCGCCACCAAACUGCUGUUUGUACUGGGACAGAAAUACAGACAGUGGGACAGACAGA
Columba livia (rock pigeon) is the source of this 4259-nucleotide messenger RNA. Its product is annotated as EVI5-like protein. Bases 233 to 2689 code for a protein of 818 amino acids. The record is from RefSeq and is a predicted model, not a curated record. NCBI's taxonomy places the organism in Eukaryota, Metazoa, Chordata, Aves, Columbiformes, Columbidae. The transcript has 21 exons.